AUGGCAAACUCAGAUGAUGAUGAGGUAACUCUUUUGGAUACAAAAGAGAACCUUAAAAAUUAUUCUCUUAAAGAAUUAAAGUUUCUUACUACUAUGCUUAUAGAUACGAUUAAUGAACUCACUAAAGAUAAAGAGUGUUGGAAGAAAGAUCUUGAAAAAUGUGAGAAAGAAAUGGUUGAAUUAACUGUGCAAGUAUCUGUCAGGUUCAUUUUGAACAAGAAUCCUUAUGAGCUUAUUACCAAAAGAAAAUUCAAAUUGAGCUAUUUCAAGCUUUUUGGUUGCAAAUUCUAUGUGCUGAAUAAUGAGAAGAAUGGUCUUGAAAAGUUUGAUCCAAGGAGUGAUGAUGGUGUUUUUGUUGGGUAUUCUUCUACCAUCAAGGCUUAUAAGAUCUACAAUAAAAGAACACAAUGUGUGGAGAAAAGUAUUCAUGUUAUGUUUGAUGAUGCUAGUGGUACUACUGGAGGUAGCACUCCAGAUGAUGAUAAUUCUGGAAAUCCUCUAAAUGUCCCAAAAAAGUUCGACGAAGGUGAUGAUGAUGGAGAUUCACAGCAAUGGAAAGAAGAUUUUGAAUUUGCUUUGGGCAUGACUGACAUAGAUCAAGCCUUGAGUGAGGAUGAUCCUCCAGCUCUCAUUGAUUCUAGUACAGCUGCUGAAAAAGAAUUUUAUGCUAAGUGA
Messenger RNA from Capsicum annuum, 675 nucleotides. RefSeq lists its product as uncharacterized. The transcript has 3 exons. Lineage: Eukaryota; Viridiplantae; Streptophyta; Magnoliopsida; Solanales; Solanaceae. The record is from RefSeq and is a predicted model, not a curated record. Bases 1 to 675 code for a protein of 224 amino acids.